Oryzias latipes (Japanese medaka) is the source of this 2187-nucleotide messenger RNA. RefSeq lists its product as uncharacterized. The record is from RefSeq and is a predicted model, not a curated record. Lineage: Eukaryota; Metazoa; Chordata; Actinopteri; Beloniformes; Adrianichthyidae.
GGGCCUAACGCAUUCAUCUAUCUGUGAGCGCACGUCAUGACAGGUCGGAGAGGAAAGAAAUGCUGACUUUUUCUUUCUUUUUUUCGUUUAAAAAAAAUCAUAGUCAAGUUGACGGAGGAACAUGUCAUGAGAAUGCGGAAUAAAAAAGAAUGACUUGGGGGGAAAGAUGGCACAGCAAGAGGACCCGCUGUAUGAUUUCCCAGAGCCCAUCAAGCCGCAGAAGAGAAAUCUACAGAAGCUUCAGAGAGGAAGGGGCUCCCUAAGAAGCAUCAGCGUUCUGGACCGCCUCCUGUUGACAGUUCCUGUGUGGCUUCAGCUGUCAAUCAACCCUGCCACCGCACUACACAUACUCCAGAGGGAACCUCCUGGGCAGUCAUUCCUGGUGAGAAAGUCUCGCACUUCCCAAAGAAAUGUGCUUUGUGUCCGUUUGGCGGAUGACAGUGUUCCAUCGUUUGUUCAGGAGUUUGGCAUCAGGAAGGAACAAUCCACUCUGUCUUUGGAAACUUCAGCAAUCAGCUUUCCAGAUCUUCCAAGGCUGAUUUCCUUUUACUGUGUCAGCAGAGAUGUCUUGCCUUUUCCCCUGGAGCUCCCAGAAGCCAUUGCAAAAGCAGCAUCGCACAAAGAACUGGAGUCUAUCUCACAUAUGGGAAUAGAAUUCUGGAGUUCCCAGCUAAAUGUCCGUGGGCCACGGGACGCACUGAGGCUCAAGGUGGUGGCUGAUCAGAAGCCUGAUGUUGAAACACCAGCUUCUGCUGCUCAACCGGAUUCAGCUCCCCAUUCUGAGUCAGACAGCCCGCCUCACAAAGCACCUGCCUCAAACACCGUAACCAAAGUGUCUGAUCCAAAUGCUACUCUGUUCCAAAGGUUUUGUCCAAUCAUGACACGCAGCCCCAAAGAGCUAGACUGUGGCUCUGGCCUGGGUGCUCUUUGUUUCAUCAACCCACUUUUCCCCCAGUCUGGGAACAACCUAUCUAAACGGCGCAUGUUCAAACAAAGCCUUAAAGUUCGGGUUUCUACAGAGACAUGUACUCUACUCUCACCUCCACUUGCUCCACCGCCACCUCCACCCCUUAUGCCAAAAACCAAAGGGAGAGGCAAGGCCAAAAAACAGGCAAAAGAAAUCCCAGAGUUAAGUGAAGAUUCAGUCCAAGUACAUGGUCAAACAGGUGAUGACAACCAAACCCAGCCCCUGCCACACAUACAAGACCUCGACCUUGAGGACAAAGUGAACCCUUCAACAGGAACUCGUCAUCUCCAAGUAGAAGUGAAGGAGCAGGGUCAAGAGUGGACAGAAGAAGGACAAAGGAACGCUGGAAAUGAGAAAAUGAAAGAGGAACUGGCUCAACUACCAGCAGCAAUGGACCAUCUUCUAACAGACUACAUGAAACCUUCACCUCUAACCAGUUUUUCCCACAUCCCCUCACUGUACCAGUCACCAUCCACCUGUCCCAUGACACCCCCACUUUUCCCCAAAAUGUCAUCACUUUCUCCUAUCUCUCCCAGUCCUGUCUCCCUCUCACCUAAUCAUUCUCCCUCUUUAUCUCCCAAGUUGCCUUCUUCCCUUUCACCAUCUCUUUCCCCCAAGGCCUCCUCCUCUUUCUCUUGUGUCCGUCCAUCCCAGUCCUUACAAGCAGAGCUGGACAGUGAUUAUGCUAUUCCGACAGUGACAGGCCGGCAGAGGUCGGGAACGCAGCCUCACAAAGGGGAUCAGGGCACCAACACAAAUGCAGGUAAAGGUGCCGAAAAGGAAGAUGUUCACACAGAAAGGGAAGAAAAAGACUAUGUGGAUUUAGAGAUAGAUGCUGGGUUUGUAAAGGAAAAAGAGAGCUGCAUUUCCAUCAGUGACCUAGAAAAAGAAAGGGUUCCUACAAAUCCUUUAGAACCCAGACAGACCAACAGUUCGACCCUUGAAUAAAGAACCACAUCAGAGAGUAAAUAGUUUUUUAUGUUCCUUUUAAAAACAAAUUGGACUUUAAAUGGUUAUAUUUUUAAAUGAAGUAGUUUUAUAUAAAUUAAAUUUGAUAUUGCAGUGAAAACCCAUCUUUUAAUGAAAUUGGUUCUUUAAAUGCAGCUUUUAGUUGUAUUCCUUUUAAAAUUGUUUCUGAAAAUUAUGUAUAGCUAAUUACUGUAGACUUUAAUUGUAAUAAAAGCCACUUGUGUUUAAAUUAAUAAAAAAACAAAAUCAAA